Nannospalax galili (Upper Galilee mountains blind mole rat) is the source of this 1543-nucleotide messenger RNA. RefSeq lists its product as uncharacterized. The record is from RefSeq and is a predicted model, not a curated record. The transcript is spliced from 6 exons. Bases 646 to 1302 code for a protein of 218 amino acids. NCBI's taxonomy places the organism in Eukaryota, Metazoa, Chordata, Mammalia, Rodentia, Spalacidae.
UGGGUCAGGACGUUAACUCAAGAAAUGCAUUCCCAGGGUUCUCCCUCAGACAAGACCUCUGUUGCACUCUUGAUGGGGGCAGGGUGAGUCACUGUGUUCAAAGUACUUUCAUCUCCUCCUCCUCCUGCAUCAUUCCAGUGUCUGCCAAGGACUGACCCUGUCUUUGGAGAGCCUCCUCUAUUCUCUGUCUCUUAGACGUUCCACAGACCAAGCAAUGGAGAAAGAACAGAAGCUUAUUCCACCGUCUAGAGGCUGGGAAGUCCAAGACCAAGGAGCCACAUGACGGAAGGAGAGAAACAUCUCCGGAAAGUUAUUCUCUGACCUCUGAAUGUGAGCGGAGGCACCUGCACAGCCCCGCCAAACAAACAGAUUUAAAUGUAAUUUGAAAGCAUUUAAAAACCCGGAGUUAAAGAACUUGCUCCGGCUUGCUCGUGUAACAAGCAGACCCCCAGCAGACAUCACACGCUGGUACCUUGGUCUUGGACUUCCCAGCCUCUAGACGGUGGAAUAAGCUUCUGUUCUUUCUCCAUUGCUUGGUCUGUGGAACGUCUAAGAGACAGAGAAUAGAGGAGGCUCUCCAAAGACAGGGACAUUGGAUCUGGGACUCAGGACCUCCCUUCCUGCACUGCAGGCAGAUACCUCAAGAUGGAGAGGAACGUGUUUCUGCCAGCAUUCUGGCUGCUCCACCUUCUCCUUCUGGGAAGUGGUUCCAGUCAGAGCAACACAAGCUCUGUCCCUGGACCAACCACAUCCAAUCCCUCUGGAGUUACCACUCCUGGGAUAAGUACAGCAGCGAUGCAUCCUGGCUCAGGUGGGACUGGUACAGCAGCAACCUCCAGUGUCACCGACACGGUGGCGACAACCUCCGAUGUUAACAACACAACUGUGACAACCUCCAAUGCCACCAACACAGUGGUGACAACCUCCAAUGUCACCGACACAGCAUUGACAACUUCUAAUGUCACCGACACAGCAUUGACAACUUCUAAUGUCACUGACACAGCAGUGACAACCUCUGAUGUUAACAAUACAACCGUGACAACCUCCAAUGUCACCAGCACAAGCCCAACCAGCCCAGGGAGUGAGGGAAACCCGAAGGGCCAGCUGAGGCCCUGGAAAGUUGCCCUAACUGCUCUGGCUUCUGUGGGAAUGGCUGUGAUUCUUGCUGUGGGGCUUGCCGUCGGUCUCAGAAGCUGUCCUUGCCUGAGGAACCUCAACAGAGGCCGCUACCACCCCCACAGUGCUGCCACAGGCCACACCCUCUCUGUCCUGGAGGGCCCUGAGGAGGAGGGAGGGAGCUGACCUGGAGGACCAGGACCCCAAGGAACAGCACCUCCCCAGGUCUGCUGCAGCCCCACAGCCUCCCUCCUGCUUGGUGCCCCCCGAAGGACGAUAGUCUGGCUGUGACUGGUCAAUAAAUGCAUCUAAUGCAGGUGCCAGGCUGUGGGUCUCACUGCGAGGAGCAUGUGCCGCAGCCCAGGCUUCUCCUUGGCUUUUCUGUCGCUGUGGUAAAACACUCUCACCAAAAGCAGCUUGGGGAGGA